AUGGACUCCUCAACUUCAUCGUCCUCUACAUGCAUCCGGGUACUAUCUGAAUCCUCAAAGACGUUGGAUGAAUAUGACAAGAGAAGAGGGGAUUUUGGCUCUCGCCUUGCACUCGAAACCAUGAUAAAGCGUUCCCCAGUACGAGUUUUAAGCCUCACAUGCAGUGCUUCUGGCUGCGAGAGAAAUUGGAGUACUUUUGAGCAGAUCCACACAAAGAAGAGAAAUCGGCUGGAGCAACAAAAACUCAACUCUCUAGUAUAUGUGAUGUAUAAUAUGAAGCUGAGAGAAAGAAGCAUGAAGAGAAGGGCGACAAUGGAUCCGAUAUUGGUGGACCACAUUGAAUCAAAUGAUGAAUGGAUUACUGAGAAAGAAAGCCCUAUUCUCCCAAUUGAUCUAUUGUGGCUCGAAGAUCAAAAUAUGGCCUUUGAUAUUAGUGUCAUUACAACUAUUCCGGAGUCUGAUGAUCCAGUUGACAGUAAUGCACCAUCAACAUCUAAUAUUUCUGAAGGAGAUUGCCCCCCACCUUCCUCAAGGAAAAGGAAGGCAACUACUUUAAGCGGUCCCAUGGGAAGAUUUCUUACUCCUAUAAGAGAGGAAGGAGAUAUAGGAACGAGUGUUCAUGGUGUGGAUGAUGUACAUGCAGAUGUAGAUGCUGAUGUUGAUGAUGAAAGGCCUAGACCUAGUGACGAAGUGAAUGAGGAUGACGACAAUGAGGAUGACGACAAUGACGAUGACCUAUUACAUAUAGAUGACCUUUAG
Molecule: messenger RNA, 759 nt
Organism: Magnolia sinica
Lineage: Eukaryota; Viridiplantae; Streptophyta; Magnoliopsida; Magnoliales; Magnoliaceae
Exons: 5
Coding region: 1-759 (252 amino acids)
Molecular function (GO): protein dimerization activity
Source: RefSeq, a predicted model, not a curated record